This is a messenger RNA of Kazachstania africana CBS 2517, 2208 nucleotides long. It is a transcript of the gene FRA1, whose product is annotated as aminopeptidase P. Gene Ontology annotation, molecular function: metalloaminopeptidase activity. The record is from RefSeq and is a predicted model, not a curated record. Lineage: Eukaryota; Fungi; Ascomycota; Saccharomycetes; Saccharomycetales; Saccharomycetaceae. The transcript has a single exon. Bases 1 to 2208 code for a protein of 735 amino acids.
AUGUCUACUAAUACUACUAGUUUGAAAAAUAGACCAAGUAUAAUGUCCAUGUCCGCAAGGGGAGUAUCUACAACAGGCACAAGUAACACUGCUGUCCAUUCUGCAAGACCGUUCAGACCUUGUAAUGACUGUACCUGUUCUCCAGGUCUUCUGUCCAGACAAGGCAGAAGGUCUCUAACGUUCUACAAACGCAUGGAAAGCUCUCGCAGGAAGAAAGAAGGAUCAAACCAACAACCAACGAGCGACUCUGCCUCGGUAUACUCUUCUGAUACGUUGUGUAAGACUAGCAGAGAAAUCAAUACCACUGGUAGAUUACUUGCAUUACGUAAGUUGAUGCAAAAACAUGAUUUAGGCUGUUAUAUCGUACCUAGUGAAGAUGAACAUCAAUCUGAAUACGUCUCAUUGGCUGACCAGAGAAGAGCCUUUAUUUCGGGUUUUUCAGGUUCUGCAGGUGUUGCCUGUAUCACCAGAGAUGUCUUAAACUUCAAUAAUGACGAUCAUGUGGGUAAAUCCAUCCUGAGUACCGAUGGUAGAUAUUUCAAUCAAGCUUUACAAGAAUUAGAUUAUAACUGGACUUUGGUCAGACAAGGCGUAGAUUCCGUUACUUGGCAAGAUUGGUGUAUAAAAGAAUCUGCGGAAAUGUCAUUGGCUCUUGGUGGCAAGGACGUCAAAAUUGGUGUCGAUCCAAAAUUAAUUAGUUAUGAACAAGUUACACUCUUUGAAAAACAGAUAAAUGAAAUGAACAAUGAAAAUGAUUCUAAAGUAUCUUUGGUCGCCAUAGAAGAAAAUUUAAUAGACUCUAUUUGGGGUAAGUUCGAAGUUGUUCCCGAAAAACCUAAAAACGAUCUUCUACUAUUAUCUUACGACUUCCAUGGCGAAGAAUUCAAAGCAAAGAGAUCGAGAGUAUUAGAAAAAUUGAAAGGUUCUGAUAAGGAAUUAAAGACUACAUUUAUUGUUGUUGCACUGGAUGAAAUUUGUUGGUUUUUAAACCUACGUGGUUCUGAUAUUGAUUAUAAUCCUGUUUUCAAUGCUUACCUCCUAAUCAAUGAUGACGCAGAAACAACUUUAUUCACUGACGAUCCAUACGAUGAAGCAAUUUCCAAAUAUUUCAAAGAUAACGGCAUUACAGUAAAGCCUUACAUGGAAAUUUGGAAAUACCUUGAUAACUAUACACAGGCCAUCUGUUCCAAAGCUAACGAAAAACAUCAAAUUCUAUUGUCAGAUAAUUCAUCUUGGAAACUGGUUCGUUCAGUGUCUGGAACUCCAUACAAGACCAUUCACUCACCCAUUGAUUCUUUCAAAUCUGUCAAGAACCAAUUUGAAAUUAACAAUGCACGUAAAUCUCAAAUAAAGGAUGCAGUUUGCCUUGUUCAGUACUUUGCCUGGUUAGAAAAUCAAUUAGUUGAUAAAGAAAUACUUAUCGAUGAAUACAAAGCGGCUGAAAAGUUAACGGAAAUUAGAAAGACUCAAAAGAAUUUUAAAGGUAAUUCCUUUGAGACCAUUUCAUCAACAGGUGCCAAUGCCGCAGUAAUUCAUUACUCUCCACCAAAGGAAGGCUCGACUAUGAUUAAUCCGUCCAAGAUUUAUCUUUGUGAUUCAGGUUCACAAUUUUUGGAAGGUACUACUGACAUUACAAGAACGCUCCAUUUCACAACUCCCUCACAAGAAGAAAUCAAUAACUAUACAUUAGUCUUAAAGGGUAAUCUAGCCUUAGAAAGACUAGUGAUUCCUGAAGGUACGACAGGUUUCAGCAUUGAUGCAAUUGCAAGACAAUUCUUGUGGUCUCAUGGAUUAGAUUAUAGGCACGGCACAGGGCAUGGUAUUGGGUCAUUCUUAAACGUCCAUGAGGGGCCUAUCGGUAUUGGUUUCAAACCACAUCUUGUCAACUAUGCCCUAAGACCAGGAAAUAUAAUAAGUAAUGAACCAGGCUAUUACAAAGAUGGAGAGUAUGGUAUCAGGAUUGAGAAUGAUAUGUUAGUGAAAGAGGCCAAGAAUUUAAAAUUUGGUGAUCGUAAGUUUUUAAAAUUUGAAAAUAUCACUAAAGUCCCCUAUUGUAAACGACUUAUAAAUGUAGGACUCCUUUCAGACGAAGAAAAAGUACAAAUUAACAAGUACCAUGAUAGGAUCUGGAAUGAACUCGUUCAAUUCAUUCAACCACAAAGUAUAUCUUACAAGUGGCUUCAAAGAGAAACGAGCCCCUUGCAAUAA